AUGAGGACAUCAGCUGCAAUCCUGCUUGCCUGUCUUCUGCUUGUUAAUGUAGAAGGCAUGGCAGUUGUUUCCACAGGUCGGUGCUUGUGUAUCGAUGAAGGAGUAAACUUCAUCAAGCUAAAAAACAUUCAGAAGGUUGAAGUGUAUGCAGCUAGCAGCUCUUGCGAGAAGAUGGAGAUAAUUGUCACGCUGAAGGGUACUGGAGAGAAGAAGUGCUUGAAUCCAGAGUCUAAAUUUGCCAAGAACUUCAUCAAGAAAUCACAAAGGCACAAAAGGAGCAUGAAGAGAAUGGAACAUAUAUAUAUUCGAACCAUCAGCUCAUUCUUAAACUCAUCUUCGGAGCUUUCAAAUCUACAGAAGAAAACAAUGAGAUCAGCUGUUGUCCUCCUGCUCACCUGCAUGCUCUUAGCAUAUGUUAAAGGAGUUGCUAUAGCUCCAAAAGGACGAUGCCUGUGCAUGGAUGGUGGGGUGAACUUCAUUCCUCACAGAAACAUUGCAAACAUUAAUAUCUAUCAUCCUAGCUCAGCCUGCAAUCACAUGGAGAUCAUCGUGACCUUGAAGGAUGUGGCAGAGAAGAAGUGUUUAAAUCCAGAAUCCAGAUUUGCCCAGAAUUUAAUCAAGAAUUUCCAGCAAAACAAAAGGAGCCUGGAGAAAACUGGCGCAUGAAGCAACAUCAGACUUCCAGAAACAGCACAGCCAGUGUCCAAUGAGUCCAAGGCGAAGAGAAAAUGCAAAACAGCUUUAUAACAGUGCAAAUGUAACAUUUUGAACAUGAACAAAAUUCCCAGUGAUAUGCAAGCAAUCAAUCUUCUUGGGAAUAGAAGGGGAUGGAUUAUUUAGAUUUGUUAGAUUUUACAGUCCUAACUGUAAAAAGACUAUGAUGUAAAUAUUAUUUAUGGAUACUAAUGUCAUUUACAACAGCAGUAUUAAAACAGAUGUGUCAGUUCCUUUAUUAUGGAAUAGGGCAUUCAUACUUCAAUAGUUCAUUAACUUAAGUUACACAUAAUUACAGUUAUUUGAUGGCUGUAUGUAGUUAACAAAGUGCACACUUUACUUUUGUAUAAAUGACUGCAUGUCAAAACUGACAAAUGUUUUCAACCCAAACAUUUGUACUGCUGUCUGUUAUACUUUAGAAACUUUUGUACUCUUGCAAAGCAAUAAA
Scleropages formosus (Asian bonytongue) is the source of this 1162-nucleotide messenger RNA. RefSeq names its product C-X-C motif chemokine 11-6-like. Gene Ontology annotation, molecular function: chemokine activity. The transcript is spliced from 8 exons. Bases 1 to 666 code for a protein of 221 amino acids. The record is from RefSeq and is a predicted model, not a curated record. Gene Ontology annotation, cellular component: extracellular region. Gene Ontology annotation, biological process: defense response; chemotaxis; immune response. Lineage: Eukaryota; Metazoa; Chordata; Actinopteri; Osteoglossiformes; Osteoglossidae.